CGAGAGCGUGCUUUAAUAUCCCUCAUUCUGUUGUCAAAUACAGUUGAUUGCCAAAAAAGCCAUCAUUUACUUGAACAUCAGUUGGACUUAAUCCUAGGAACCGCCAUGAGCCCGAUACUGAGCGUGUCGACAAAAAUUGAGAUUGCGGCGUCUCCAGCUGCUGUCCGAUCAGUGUUCUUAGACUUUGCCCGAUACACGCAAUGGAAGCCAGGCUGGAUCAUCCAGCCGGCUGACGCUAGCAAGCAGCCGCUCGACCUGAAACCUGGCGAUGGCCUCAAAGUCAGCAUGGACGGAAAGGCUCAUAACCCAGUGGUAGUGGAAAACUCGCCCAAAUCUUUCCAAUGGGAAGGAUCACUGUUCGGGCUUGGAAAAGGCGUCCAUCAGUUUCACUUUGAACCAAGCGGAACGAAUCCAGGAGGCACCACGUUUACACAAGGAGAGGAUUUUCGAGGACUCUUGAUCACACUCUCCUCGCCGUGGUGGAGUGGAAGGAAGUUUGAUAUGGGCCCUUGGGAUAAGUUUAAUGCCGAUCUGAAGAACGAGGUGGAGAAGUCUUCGAACUAGGGCUCCAGGCGCAUUUCACUUUCUUCUAAGCGCUCAAAGACACAGAAGGCUGCUCUCAUCUGCUACGAAACUAGCAGGCCGACCGACCAAAGAGUUAUCUCGCUCUUGCUCCUCAUCUAGUGCUGUCUUUUCCAUUAUAUAGCGAUUCUACUACUAUCACCAUCACAUACGACCAUAGGUAGAGGAGAAUUCGGGGUCCCGUCUGCUCCCCCAUAGACAAGCCUCUAACCGGCAGAUUAGUAGUUGAGUGGGUGACCAUCAGCGAACACCGGCUGUUGUAUGUUUUUUCUUUUUUGGUAGUCAUGAUAAUUAGUAUAUUAUUUGGGAUCGAAGUUGUCCGCUUGCUUUGCUGUCAUGUAUGCAACCAUGGGAGGCGACUUGCAC
Molecule: messenger RNA, 948 nt
Organism: Trichoderma harzianum CBS 226.95
Lineage: Eukaryota; Fungi; Ascomycota; Sordariomycetes; Hypocreales; Hypocreaceae
Exons: 3
Coding region: 106-564 (152 amino acids)
Source: RefSeq, a predicted model, not a curated record